Abrus precatorius (Indian licorice) is the source of this 1142-nucleotide messenger RNA. Its product is annotated as probable UDP-3-O-acylglucosamine N-acyltransferase 2, mitochondrial. The record is from RefSeq and is a predicted model, not a curated record. Gene Ontology annotation, biological process: lipid A biosynthetic process. The coding region runs from base 78 to 932 and encodes 284 amino acids. NCBI's taxonomy places the organism in Eukaryota, Viridiplantae, Streptophyta, Magnoliopsida, Fabales, Fabaceae. The transcript has 10 exons.
AACUAGGAUGUAAGGUAGUGACGAACCCUUGUACUACUGGCGUUCUAUCAACUAACCAAGUGAGUGAUUGAUCUGCGAUGACUAUGGCUGCAAGGAGGGUACUUGCAUUUGCUUGUUCCACUUCAACCCCUUUUCUCAAACUCAAUCAAAACACAAACUUGAUCUAUGUCUCCGCAUUUUCUUCUUCUUCCACUUCUUCAGAGGAUGGUUGUGGGCCUUCUGGUGAUAAAUUUCAUAAAUGGCAUAAUGGGGGUGGCACUUUCCACGAGUCAGCUUGCAUUGACUCCACAGCAGUUGUAGAGGUUGGAGCCGUAGUUCAUUCAGAAUCUGUUGUUGGUCCAAAUGUACGUAUACGUUCUGGAACCAUUGUUGGCCCUUCUGUUUCAAUUGCUCAUUCAACAAUGAUAGGGUUUAAUGUCACACUUAGUAAUUGCUGUAUUGGUGAUUCAUGUGUAAUCCACAAUGGAGUUUGCAUUGGUCAAGAUGGAUUUGGAUUUUAUGUGGAUGGAGACGGUAAUAUGAUAAAGAAACCUCAGAUGUUGAAUGUACUAAUAGGGAAACAUGUGGAAAUUGGUGCAAAUACAUGCAUUGACAGGGGAAGCUGGCGAGAGACAGUUAUUGGGGACAAUUCGAAGAUAGACAAUUUAGUUCAGAUUGGCCAUAAUGUAGUUAUUGGGAAGAAUUGCUUGCUUUGUGGACAAGUUGGGAUUGCAGGUUCAGCAACCAUAGGAGAUUAUGUGACUAUGGGAGGAAGGGUAGCAGUGAAAGAUCAUGUAUCGAUUGUAUCAAAGGUUCGGCUCGCUGCAGCAAGUUGUGUAACUAAGGACAUCAAAGAGCCUGGGGACUAUGGUGGCUUUCCAGCUGUUUCAAUUCACCAAUGGCGGAGACAAGUUGCCAACAGAUGUCGGACUCCGGUGAGAAGGAAUCCUUAAAGCCAGCAAAAUAUAUUUUGAUAUGUAGUAAAUGGAGUUGAGUUAAAGCUAAAUUUUAGUUUCAUUGAACACACCAUUAAAUGAAUAAUUAUUACAAGAGAUUAAAAAAAGGCAUAAAUACUGAAUUCAUUGUUCCCUAUCCAAUGUACACAUAAACAAACUACGUUCUUGAGAAAAUCUUCUACUAGUACUAGAUGAAAGUAACUUUCU